GGGGGACGAGGAUUCGCCGUACCCCACCCGGCACUCGGAGCCGUACCCGCUGAGCAAGGCCCAGGCCGAGCGGCUGCUGCUGGAGGCCAACGGGAAACCCGUGUCGGGGGGCGGCCGCCUGGUGACGCUGUCCCUGCGCCCCACGGGGAUUUUCGGGGAGCGGCACCCCCUGCUGGAGCUGUUCUACCGCCGGGGAAGGGGCCUGGGGGGGCGCGUGCCCCUGACCCUGCCCCCCAACGCAGAGCACGGCCGGGUGUACGCAGGGAACGUGGCGUGGAUGCACGUGCUGGCCGCCCGCGCCGCCCGCGCCCGCCCGGCCUCGGUGGGCGGCGAGUUUUUCUUCUGCUACGACGGCUCGCCCUGGGUGCCCUACGAGGACUUCAACCUCCUCCUGCUGGGCCCCGCCGGCAUCUCGGGGGGCCCCCGGGUGCCCCGGGGCCUCUCGGGGUUCCUGGCCUGGCUCAACGGGGCCCUGAGAGCGAUUUUGGGGCGUUUCGGGGUGAAGUGGGCGCCGCUGCUGAACCCCUACACGUGGGCGGUGGCGUCCACCCCGUUCAGCGUCCGCACGGCCAAGGCCCAGCGCGAGUUGGGCUACCGGCCGCUCUUCUCCUGGGAGGAGGCCAGGGAGAGGACGGUGCGCUGGGUGAGGACGCUGGGACGGGAGAAAACGGGGUGAAAAUGGGGAAAAACGGGGAAAAAAUGGGAAAAAACGGGGGAGAAAUGGGAAAAAACAGGGAAGAAAUGAGAGAAACGGGGAAGAAAGGGUUAAAAAUGGCGGUUUGGGGGCUGAGGUUGAGCGUGGACAUG
This is a messenger RNA of Camarhynchus parvulus, 807 nucleotides long. RefSeq names its product hydroxy-delta-5-steroid dehydrogenase, 3 beta- and steroid delta-isomerase 7 (gene HSD3B7). Lineage: Eukaryota; Metazoa; Chordata; Aves; Passeriformes; Thraupidae. Gene Ontology annotation, molecular function: 3-beta-hydroxy-Delta5-steroid dehydrogenase (NAD+) activity. The record is from RefSeq and is a predicted model, not a curated record. Gene Ontology annotation, biological process: steroid biosynthetic process.